This is a messenger RNA of Tripterygium wilfordii, 3072 nucleotides long. RefSeq lists its product as uncharacterized. The record is from RefSeq and is a predicted model, not a curated record. Bases 90 to 2282 code for a protein of 730 amino acids. The transcript is spliced from 3 exons. Lineage: Eukaryota; Viridiplantae; Streptophyta; Magnoliopsida; Celastrales; Celastraceae.
UUAAAAUUAAGGGGUCUCAUUGACAAAUCCCAAUCCCGCUCCUUCCUUUCUGAAACCCUAACCAUAUUUCCCCUGAAAAUUUGAAGCUCAUGGAACCGAAAGACCAAAACUACCAAGAAUUCCCACAAGAGGCCACUGCCAACGUCAUCAAGCCCACCAAGCGGCUCUUCUCUGGCUGCCCGAAGCCUCCUGCAAUGCAGCAGCCCUACAACAACUGCAGAAAAACCAGAGACUUGCCCAAUCUGUCGCAAUGCCACGCCUGUGGAUUCCGGGUUGACGUCUGCACAGGUAAGGACCAAAUUCAAGUUCUAUUCAGCGAGUGGCGUAUUGUCCUGCUUUGCAAGAAAUGUUUAGUGCGUGUUGAAUCAUCCAAAAUAUGUUCUUAUUGUUUUGAAGAAGUUGCCGAGAAUUGUUUUUGUUGUUCCCAAUGUAGAAGAAGUAUUCAUAGGGAUUGUUUCUCGAUCUAUAAAACUGUCCCCCCAUGGUCUUAUUCCUGUGCUGGUACUGAAUUUUUGGUUUGUAUUGAUUGUUGGAUACCAAAAACAAUAGAAAAUAGAAGAGCAAUUUCGACGGGUAAAGCAUGUAAAACUGUAUUGGAUUCUACAAGUUCUAGGGUUUUUGAAUCUGGCAAUGCCAGGGUUUUGGAUGAGGGGGAUUGUGCCACAUCAAUGGAGUAUGUGGUGAAGGAUGCGAAUGCUGUUGUGGAGAAGAAGGUGAAAGCAGCAGAGAGGGCACGAGAGGUGGCUCCGAGGAAAGCAGUUGUGGGCCUGGCAGCAAGGAAAGCGGUUGAAUUGGCAAGCAAUGCUUUGGAUUUGAUUGCUAAGAGGGAUGAGCAUGGCAGUGUUAAGGGGUGUGACUCUGAUGAUAAAAUUGAUGAUGUGGAAUUGGCGUUUCGGUUGCACAGGGCUAUGAAUAGCUCGUCAAGGAGUUCUAAGACUUUUUGCCCAGUGAACUCAGGUUGUGUGGUUGCUAUGACAAUGAGAGACGAGAAUGCUGUGGCUUGUCGAAAGCUGGAGAUUUCUGUGGAUAGAAGUGCUUCUGGACAUCCGGACUGUGUUAAAAUUGGGGAUGGUGAUUCUUCUAGUUAUAGGGAUUAUUCGAAAUCACAUCCAUCAGUUUAUGUUAGAAGGAAGAGGAAGGUUGGCAAAUCCUGUGACAAGUCUAAUCAUGAGGAUGUGGAGUUGAACUCAAUUGAAGGAAAUGGAAGUUGUUCUAAUAAGUUGUUAAACUCAAGCAUAGGUGAUGAGAGCUUGCACUCUGAGUCUCAAAUUUACUGUAAACAAGAAGAUUGCAAUCAACCAAUGGAUGCUAGAUGCAAUGGAAAAAGUGAUCGCUAUUUCUUAAAGUAUAGAAGGAAGUCCGGUGAUCGCUGUUUCUUAAAGUAUAGAAGGAAGUCAGGUUGGCGAUCGAGAUCAAAUGGUAAACACAAUUUCCUAUACGAAGGGGUGUAUCAUCAAAUUCAGGCUUCAGUAUGUGAAUUGCCUUUAAAUUCCUCCAGGGAAUCGGGAUUCUCCAAUUGUUCAUUUCAGUCUUGUGUUUUUUCUCUUCAAGCUUCUCCUUCUACAAAUGGCUUAUCCCGAGAGCACUCUGAAGGGGCACAAGACUACAGGGCUAUGAAUAGCUCGCCAAGGAGUUCUAAGACUUUUUGCCCAGUGAACUCAGGUUGCGUGGUUGCUUUGACGACGAGAGACGAGAAUACUGUGGCUUGUCGAAAGCUGGAGAUUUCUGUGGAUAGAAGUGCUCCUGGACAUCCGGACUGUGUUAGAAUUGGGGAUGGUGAUUCUUCUAGUUAUAGGGAUUAUUUGAAAUCACAUCGAUUAGUUUAUGAUAGAAGGAAGAGGAAGGUUGGCAAAUGCUGUGACAAGCCUGAUCAUGAGGAUGUGAAGGUGAGCUCAAUUGAAGGAAAUGUGAGCUGUUCUAAUAAGUUGUUAAACUCAAGCAUAGUUGAUGAGAGCUUGCACUCUGAGUCUCAAAUUUACUGUAAACAAGAAGAUUGCAAUCAACCAAUGGAUGCUAGAUGCAAUGGAAAAAGUGAUUGCUAUUUCUUAAAGUAUAGAAGGAAGUCGGAUGAUCGCUGUUUUUUAAAGUAUAGAAGGAAGUCAGGUUGGCGAUCAACAUCAAAUGGUAAAUGCAAGUUCCUAUAUGAAGGUAUAUAUCAGCAGAUUCAGGCUUCAGUAUCUGAAUUGCCUUUAAAUUCCUCCAGACAGCACUCUGAAGGGAUACAGGACUACAGUUUAGCCUUUCCCGGAGUUUUUGAUCAUGGUUUGGAGGGAAGAAUUUGAUGCUUUAGAUUUGAAGGUUUACACAGUUAAAGGAGUUGGGAAGUUCUCCCCUUAUCGAAGAGCUGAUUGGGUUCAUUAGAGUUUGCAACUGUUGACCUGUAAAAGUUUUUGAAUGAAUCUCAUGCAAGAAACAAGAAAUGCCGCUACUAAGGGUCCUGCCGUGUUCUUUCCAGUGGUUUCUGCCACUGCAAGAAUAGCUGCUCUGCCCAGGUAUUGUGAUUCCUCAAGUGCUUACAGGGUGGAGCAGGAGAGUUUGAUAAAUUCCAGAAUGUGAUGGUUUGUUCGUCUGACAGAUGCAUGGAGCUGGGUAUUGUAAAGCUGAUCUUGAAAACUUAAGUUACCCUCUUAUAGACCCAAUUUUGUGGCUGCAUUAGCCUGUCACGGACUGUUUUUGUAUAGUAGAUGGUAAUCAACUGUCUCAUGGCAUGUGAAUGAAACAUUCCACGCUUACCGAGUUCCAUCCCUUGAGCUUCUGUUGGAUAGCUGCAUGGUAGUCUUGCUGAAAUAAUCUGUGCAGAUGAGUCAUGAAUCCAUUCAUCAAUUAAACAAGCGUGAAAGCCGUGAUGCACAUUCCGUCACACAAAGGAUCUCAAUCUACGUUAGCUGCAGUUCAGAAGGUAUCCUAUCUGACUUUCAGAGCCAUGUUUUGUAUGCUUGAUUUGCUUAUUUGUUUCCAAAGUUGAGUCUUCGCUAACAGAUUCCUCGUGAAUGAAAUUGUAGUUUAUCUUGACUCGAACGAAAACCUUGCUACUGGUAAUUUCUAUCUAUGAGAUCUUGAUUAUUUUAUCCA